Oryza sativa Japonica Group (Japanese rice) is the source of this 852-nucleotide messenger RNA. NCBI's taxonomy places the organism in Eukaryota, Viridiplantae, Streptophyta, Magnoliopsida, Poales, Poaceae. The record is from RefSeq and is a predicted model, not a curated record.
GAAAAAAAAUAAAGAUAGGCAAUAAUAGCAUAUCCAUCUUCCUCUGAAUUUCUCCGAAAUGAUGCAAAGACUCACCUUAUGGAUAUCUUGAAGGAUCUAUGUCAGCUAUAUAUACAGGCUAUUUGCAUGUAAGUUGAGAUGUUCCUUUGAGUAAGCACUUCAAUAAGGUACACUGGAUUUCAUUGCUGUUCAAUUUGCUGCAUUUCACACAAAGAUAUAUAGUGGGUGAUGAUGAUGGAUCACAACAUCCUAAUUCCACUGGUGUCAUCCCUCAUGAUGUUGGUACUGGGACCAUUGAUCAUAGAUGUGAUUUCGUUGCUUGGAGGAGGGGUGUCAUGCUUUGAUGCAAUGACUGUCACAACGAGGUUAGGCCUCAGGUGGCAAAGGAGUGGGGAGGCCGCCAUGGAGUGCCAAGGGUGUGACAUCCCUAUGGAUGCUACCGUGGAUGAGCUGUUGGAUAGGAAGAUGGCGAGCGAGGGUGAGCUUAAGGAUGCCUUUUAUGUGUUCGAUCGCAAUGAGGAUGGCUUCAUAUGUGCCUCGGAACUGUGGAGCGUGAUGAGGAGGCUAGGGUUCAAAGAAGGGCAAAGGUAUGAGGACUGUAUGAGGAUGAUCCACACCUUCGAUGAGGACAGAGAUGGGAGGAUCAGCUACUUAGAAUUUAGAAGGAUGAUGGAAGAUGCAGUAUAGUUAUUAGCUAAUCUUCCUCAUUGAACCUUAAUUGUCUUUCCAUAUUGUGGUAACAUUAGUUAACUUUGGAAUGUGAUGUUACAUUAGACAUUCUUGUAAUAACAUGUUGGUUUGUUUAAGACUUGGGAGUUAAAUAUGAUAACUGAGCGAUGUCAAAGAUAUUAA